GUGACCAUUAGGCUUCUCUAAAGGACAAAUCAUGGCACAAGUAUCUCUGAGCUACUAAAUUGCAAUGGGUGGAAGUAGAGGGGAACUGGUGGUUAAUAGGGUGAAGAUAUCUGUGUACAAAUACACUUCAGACCAUUUUCGAAGCAUGAUGGGAAACCAGUAAAGAAUUAGCACAGUGGCAACAUGAGGACAUUUCUCCUGUGUCUGCAGGAACUCUUACUUUUGUCUGUUUUGUGAUGUUUUCUCCUGUUUAGAUAAAACAAAAACAAACAAACAAAAAACUUACUUGUUUGGAGUGGAAUAAAUUGUCCCCUCCUCUCUCACGUUUCACACAUGUGGUCAAUCAGAAUACCACAACUUGAUUAUAAUAACCAUGUUAUUGCAAUAACAGAUACUACCAGCAUCAUGUUAUGUAAUACUUUUCAUGGCUCCCAGUUUGGGGCUAUAGGAAGAAAGUCUCUGCUCAUAAUGCAUAAUGUUGGCAUUUGUGCUGGUGUAUAUAUCCCUGAAUUAUAGUCCAAGGGAUUUCUCUAAAAUAAAAUAGAAUUCAUUUGCUCCUUUCAGAAUCACCGGAAUGUAAUAUAGUAGAGCCCUAGAUAAUAAGAUAUUGUUCCCAAUAGUAUCAGUUAUACACUUUUAUUUUCUCUUUUUGUUCAGAUUUGUAAUUGUGUUAGUCCGGUUGUUUUCUGUCUGUCAGUGUGACAGAAUAACUCCAACAAACAAUAGAGAACAGAUUUAUUUGGCUUACAGUUUUAGAGGUUUUAAUUCGUGGUCACUGGACUCUGUCACGUGUUCCUUGGUGGUUCAGUAGAAUAUGAAGCAAGGGAGCUUGUGGUGGAGCAAACCGGCUCUCUUCCUUGCAUUAGGAGGCAGAAAUGGCCAGGAAUACAAUAUCCUUUUGAAAUUCUAAGGCAUGGCCCAGGGACCUGCUUCCUUCAGCUAGGCUGCUCCUCUUAAUAGCUCAUUGAGUAUAAACUCAUCAAUGGAGUAAUUUUUUGAUGAUGUUCACACUCACGUGAUCCAGUAACCUGUUAACAGUGCUGGCAGUUGGGGUCCAAGCUUUCAACAAUGAGUUUUUGAUGCAUGCCGGUCUUGGGGUUUCUAUUACAUUCAAAUUACCACCUUCUACUCUCUGGAUUAGAAAAGCAGUUGAAUGUUUUAAGUGCUGCUUAAUGGGCCAUAGUAGUAGGAACAUGAAAGGCAUGGUAUUGAGUGUGAUUUAAUGAAUUGUGUGGGCCUGUCUCAAGAGGUUUCAGAGGAGAAGAAUAUUAAUAUGUGGCCUAGAGAUCAUUCUUGUGAUGUUGGGUCCGGGAUCUCACAAUAAGGGGGACAGACCACUGAAGUCUAUUAAACCAGAAGCAAACUUUAUUCCAGAAAAUUAAAAAUUAAAAAAGUAAGACACCUCAGGGCACAAAGCUUAUCAGCUAGCUGAGACCAUAGCCAAUGUUGGAAUUCUGAGACUGUGGCUGCUGGAGGGGGCCUAUGAGCCUCUUUUUAUAGUAAGGGGUGAGGAUGAGGCAUAGACAAAGGAAUUUUUACAAUUUUGAAGUUAAACUUUUAGAGCCAAAUUGUUUUAGGUUUUAAAAUUUUUCAUUAACAAGGUUUUAGGAGAUUUUAUCUAAACAAUAUUUGUAUACCCUGCAGCCCUUCUUGACUCAGUUAAUCGAUGUUUGUCCAAACCUGCAGCUUCUCCUGACACAGCUGGGUUCCCAUGGGGGAGGGGCGCGGGAACAGAGGGAGUCAAAACAAGCAAGGCAGGUUGUCACACAGAACUCAAAAGAGCACUGUGGGGACAGCUUUAAGAAAUGACCUUUGUCUAUGACCAGAAUGUUGGUAGAAUUAUGGCUGUGAAAGUCAUUUUGAUGAGGAUGUAGUGAUAAGACUUCACUUAUGGAGCAGAAAGCCUGCCUCCAUCAGAUGCCUCAUGUUCCCUUACUGAUCUUGGACUUCUGAGAUUCCAGAAUGGUGAGAAAUAAUUUUCUACUACUUACAAAUUACCCAUUCUAAGGUAUUUUGCUAUACCUUUGGAAUCAGUUAGCCCAAAAGGACCAAGGCACUUUUUCACACAAAGUUCUUGGUUACAUUGUUCUACAUAGCUGCAAAGCAGGCUGGGAAAUGUAAUGUUGCCUUGGAGGAAUACAAAACAAACAUAUUUGUGGAAAACUCCAUUGCUAGUAUACAAUCUUACUACAGAAGAAACUUAAAUGACUUUUAAAGCACCAUGUUCUUUAAAGCAGUCAGUAUUGGUAACUAUGUAUGUCACUUUUGUAAAAGCAUAAGCUGUCAGCUUUGAGGAAUUUCUGAUGCUCGGCUACAGCAUAUGGCAAAAUUUCUAGUGCCUUAUCUCAGACCAACCAAGUCACAACUUUCAGGUGUGGGCCCUAGUAACGUUUUUAAAAAUCAUACUCCUUAUAUAAGCUUUUUUUUCCCCCCAACUCAUACCACUGCACAGAUAGAAAGGGGAAACCCUGCUUAUGAGAUUACUGCCAUAGCAGAGAAAAUCAAAAACGAAAGCAAAGAGACCAGAGCCAGGAGUUGAGAGGAGGAGUUAAGGAAAAAGGCUUGAAAUAUCAGCCUCCAUUCUGGAGCACCUCAGUUGAAUGGCAGAACCUCUGACUCUGUGGUGGCUUCUGCUGCUGCUUUGACUCCAGGGACCUAAUAAACGGGAGCUGCGGGUGGCUUCCCUGGAGACAUUUGCAGCCUCCAACAACAAGCUUCAGUCUUCUGAAUUACAGAAAUUUGUAAGCUGCAGUGAAGAAACACCACUUUGGUCCACUCACCAGCUUGCCAAUGAUCCAGCUGAUAGUCACCCCCUCAAAUGCGCUUGCAGAUGAGCCUGUGUCCAUCCGAGCCACAGGCCUGCCUCCGUUGCAGAUAGUGACCAUCAAGGCGACACUGAAGGAUGAGAAGGAGAAGCUCUUCCAAUCCAAAGCCUUCUACAAGGCCAACGAGGCUGGCGAGGUGGACCUGGAGCAGGCAUCAGCCUUGGGGGGUGACUACGUAGGGGUCCACCCAAUGGGCCUCUUUUGGUCUCUGAAGCCAAAGAGAGCUUUCCGGAGGCUGAUGAAGAAAGAUGUCAUGAAUAGCCCCUUUUGUAUCACUCUGGACCUGUAUGACUCUGUUUGCUUGAUAGAUUCAGCCACAAUUAGACCCAAGGCCUGCCAGAUGGUGCAGCGUUGGUUUGCUGGCCCUGGGGUUCAGCGGAAGCAGAUCCGAGAAGGUCGGGUACGCGGAGCCCUUUUUCUACCUCCAGGAGAAGGUCCUUUCCCAGGAAUUAUUGACAUGUUUGGGAGCAUUGGAGGUCUAAUUGAAUUUCGUGCCAGUCUUUUGGCUUCCCAUGGCUUUGCAGUACUGGCAUUAGCAUAUUUUGCCUAUGAAGACCUGCCUGAUAAACUGCUGGAGACUGACUUGGAAUAUUUUGAGGAAGCUGCCAACUUCCUACUAGCUCAUCCCAAGAUCCAACAACCAGGAAUUGGUGUGAUCUCCGUGAGCAAAGGUGCAGAGAUCGGGCUGGCCAUGGCCUGCUAUCUGAAGCAGGUGGUUGCCACUGUCUGCAUCAAUGGGCCUAGUGUCGUCUUAGACAUUCCACUAAGGUAUGGGGGUCUGGUUGUGACACCCAUCCAACAGGCUCUGGAGCGAGCCCAAGUCCACACCUCAGGGGCUUUGUGCUUCCGUUCCUUUAUAGGUGACCCCAGGAUUAAACUGAACCCACAGAGUAUACUUCCUGUGGAAAAAGCCCAAGGGUGGCUCCUCUUCAUUGUAGGAGAGAAUGAUGAAUGCCUGGAUAGCAAGGCGUUUGCACAGAGAGCCAUGGACCAGCUCCACAGCCAUGGAAGAAGCAGCGGCAGAAUGCUGGCAUACCCCGGGGCAGGCCACCUCAUAGAGCCGCCCUAUUCUCCCUGUUGCUUUGCGUCUUGGCACUCAGGCUUGGCUAACCCCUUGCUUUGGGGAGGAGAGCCCACUGCUCACGCAGCAGCCCAGGAACACUCCUGGCAAGAGAUCCGGAAGUUCUUCAAGCAACACCUCCCUCAGUCCAGAAGCAAACUCUAAGCAAAGGAAGUGACCAUGCCCAGGUAGCAGGCAGGAAGUGGGUUAGAGAAGAGGCUGGAACUGGUGUGAGGAUAAUAGCAUUAUUUAGGAACUAGAGAGUAGGAGUGGGGGUGGGGUACAGAAUUCUUCUGACUUCCUUACGUUCACAUUUAUUCCAAUUCAAUUGGAAGAAAAAGGGACAAGAGCACAGGACACACUUGAAUCUGAGUGUUUCUGACAAAUUUGUGUGUAGUUGGAAAUUUUGUAAAUUCAAUUUUAGUUUAUAUAUUUGAAUAAAUUGGUAUUCAGAAAUUAUGGUAUUCUUGUAAACUGAUAAACACUGUUUAUAUAUAUUCAGUUAAGGAUUCAUUUGAUCUAGGCAUUUCCAAUCUAAAUGAAAUCUCUAAAACUGCCGGCUUCUUUCUAGGAGUACACACUCUGUUUAAACUGUUUUAACUUGGAUUUCUGAUGCUUGACAAGAACAUUCCAGUUCACUAUCAAGUAUAAUGCUUGCUGUAGAUGUCCAGUAGAUAGCUUUUUUUUUUUUUUAAAAAAAAGUGGGAUGUUUCUCUUUAUUCUAGGUAUAUAUUACUAUUUUUAAAAUCAGAAACACAAUUAAAUUGAAUCAAGUGCCUUUGUGGCAUUUGUUGAUGCUGAGUGAGUUAAUGUAAAUGAGACUUUUAGAGCAGUGUCUGGCAUAUAGCUCCCACCUCAUCUGAGUCACCUGUUCUGGUUUUCACAAUGACUUCCUCUAUGGUUUCACAACGCUUCCCUCUUGCGUUCGCCUGGUCUGAUGAGCUAGCUCCUUGUCACUUCUGCCCGUUCAUUUACGUUGAAUAGAUGGAACUCUUGCAUUGACUAACAAGGAUGCCCAAGUCUCUUUUGGAACCAAUCUCAUCCCUUAUAUUUCUGCAGAACUUCACUGUUUUUCAAGAAUGUGUUUUCUUCAUAUUUUAUUUUCACAUAGACCCUGUUAUUUAUCUAUUUUCUCUUUUCUCUCAGUCUGACUUACUGAAAUAUUUCCCCAUCUUAUCUUUUCAAAUGGUGACUUUUGCUUCACUUACUGGUCAAAUCUUUUAAAAAUCACUUAUUAUGUUUUAAAUCAAAUCAAUUAAUGCGCCCGUCUUUCUGUUGUUUUUUUUUUUUUUUUGGUUGUUGUUGUUGUUUGUUAGUUUGUUACUGAUAUGUAGUGUUCUCUUUUUGUUUAUUUCUGCUUUCUGUUCCUCUUUGACACAAAGGCAGUUUUACCCAAAGUACAAAAUGCUGUAGUGUGGAAAGGGCAGGAGAAGGGGAAUGUCACUUUGCCAUGGAGGGAUCAAAUCGGCACUACCCAGACCCACCACUCACAUUAGUCUGUAAAAAGGGACAGUUUGACAUGGACUUCGUGGAAGGAGGUUAUGGGUAUCAACAAUGCUACCAAUAACAUGUUGAACUUUGGUCUGGUCAAGCUUUUGAUCAUUUACUGGCAUCGUGGCAGGAGAACAAGUUCACUGUCACCAUGAGUAAACAAAUCCUAACUGCAGGUUAUCCUGUGAGUCAACUGCUAGCGCCUCGAUGAUUAAUUGCAUGGGCACCACUAAGUUAGUCUGUGAGAACUAAGUUUGGAACUAGAAGAGACUUUAAAAAAUGCUCUGGAAGGCCCUGAUCUGAACUGAGAGCCUGCAAAAAUAAAUUGGGAGAUGGAGAAAAAGUUAAACUUUUAUUUUUAAUUGAUAAGAGUGGCAUAUUAGUGCAAUGUUUUGAUGUAUGUGUUAGACCAUGGCCUGCCACUUUAAGACUGUUCAUUCAAACCAACCAAGUCCUCAGCCUAGAAAAAUGAGGCCCCGCCCACUGCCCCGCCCCACACUCUUUCCCUCCAUCCUCCCCAUCUCUGCAACAGAUAGUUAAAAAGACUUUGCGGCCUCAGGCUGGACCACUGCACCUCCCCCUGCUCUUCCCCUACAUCCCUCCUCUCUGUGACAGAUAGUUAAGAAGGCUGUGGCCUCACAGUCCCUCACCCCCAAAGCUGCAAGAGAGGCUUAUGGCUCUACUGCGUACUUAGCAUAUAGGCUAUGUUGAAACAUUGCGUGAAUUAAAUCACAUGGAAUAAGAUUUCCCACCUGUCCUCCCAAACUUGUGAAAACCAGGCUAUCUCUUUCAUUUGGGGGACUUAUAUGGAGCCUUGUCCCUUGUCAUGCUCUCCAGGGUAUCUCUCUGUUAGUGUAAGCUGGCCCUCUUAGUGAAGUGCCUCUUAAGGCUUUAAAGAGAAGCAAGCCUCUCCCUUGCCCUCUCUGCUAAUGUAGUUCAUUUCUGAAGGGUAAUUUUGUUUCAGCUCCUUUCAUAAACCUGCCACUCCCUGAGUUCUGAUAAUAUGUAUAUAUUCAGGAAUUUUUACACCAGGCUACGUUAACUAUCACCUCACGUACUUAUGAUAUUUUUGUACUGAAUCUGUUCUUUUUGUGAUUUUGAUAUACAUUUAUGUUAUUAUUAACUGCAGCCAUUAUGUUAUUGAAAAUAUCUCAAAAUUACUUUUAUUGUCUAAUUCAUAUACUUAAGUCAUUAUUUUUCCAUUACUCCAUAGAAUAAUUUGAAUAUGGCCCAUGUCUUCCUAGAGUAAUUUGAGUAUAGAUUAAUAUUAAAUGGUAUCAAGAAAUGACACAAAGAAAUUGUGAUGACAUUGUUACAUGUGAUAAUGGUAUGAUAGUUAUAUAAAAAACUUUAGAGAUUUAUAUUGAAGUAUUCAAUAGUGGCUAGCUUUGAUAUGUGGGUAUUAUUAUAAAAAUCAGGAAUAUUGUAAAAAGCAAAAUUACAGCAAAAGGCUUUGGAUGGUGUCUCAAGUAAGCUCUGUUAGAGUGUUCUUAUUUGCCUUUAUGUAUGCCUGCAAAUUUUUCAUAAUAAAGAGCUGAAAAUUGUA
Peromyscus maniculatus bairdii (prairie deer mouse) is the source of this 6922-nucleotide messenger RNA. RefSeq names its product acyl-coenzyme A amino acid N-acyltransferase 2-like. Gene Ontology annotation, cellular component: peroxisome. NCBI's taxonomy places the organism in Eukaryota, Metazoa, Chordata, Mammalia, Rodentia, Cricetidae. Gene Ontology annotation, biological process: acyl-CoA metabolic process; fatty acid metabolic process. The record is from RefSeq and is a predicted model, not a curated record. Gene Ontology annotation, molecular function: fatty acyl-CoA hydrolase activity.